Molecule: messenger RNA, 1626 nt
Organism: Zygosaccharomyces rouxii
Lineage: Eukaryota; Fungi; Ascomycota; Saccharomycetes; Saccharomycetales; Saccharomycetaceae
Gene: HEM14
Product: oxygen-dependent protoporphyrinogen oxidase
Exons: 1
Coding region: 1-1626 (541 amino acids)
Biological process (GO): heme biosynthetic process
Cellular component (GO): mitochondrial inner membrane
Molecular function (GO): protoporphyrinogen oxidase activity, oxygen as acceptor
Source: RefSeq, a predicted model, not a curated record
AUGCAAGGCCCAUUAAAAAGUUUAGCACCAAAUGCUCGAGUUGGUGUAGUUGGUGGAGGGAUAUCUGGAUUGACUUUUAGCUAUUUCCUAGCCAAAUUGAGACCUGAUGUACAUGUAACUGUAUUCGAAUCGAAACCCCGAACAGGAGGUUGGAUCCGCUCACUGGACACUCAAGACAAUGAGGGUAGUCCAAUUAUGUUGGAACAAGGUCCAAGGACUUUAAGAGGUGUUUCAGAUGGUACUGUUCUUAUGGCAGAUAUCCUCAAAGAUUUGAAAAGGCAUUCUUUAUUACAGUACGUGCGAAAGAGGUCUAGAGCCAAUAAGAAGUUUUUGUUAGAUACCAAUGAUCAAUUGGUACAGGUUCCCAAUUCUUUGAUGAGUGCACUAAGAUUUUGCUUCAAUCCCAUGGGUAAAGGAGUACUGUCUGGCUAUUUAGGUGAAAGGUUUAGAAGUAAGGAUUCAAGACCGCCAGGCGGUGAUGAAAGUGUGCAUUCAUUUAUCAGUAGAAGAACGGGUAAUGAAUUGGUUUCAACCAAUUUGGUAAGUGCGGUGUGUCAUGGUAUUUAUGCCGAUGACGUCAAAAAGUUAAGCGCUCGUAAAGUUAUGGGCAAAUUUAUGGACUAUGAAGCUCAAUAUGGUUCAAUAAUUAAAGGUUCUAAGAAGGUCAACUCCCAAAAUAAAAAGAGCCUCAGCGCUUCAGGUUUAACACCUCUAAUUUCAUUGUAUCGAGAUGCGUUUAGCAAAGACAAAUACGAAUUGGCGAGAUUGAUCAGAGAUUUUUCUAAAUAUCCCAUGAUAGGAUUAUCAGGUGGAUUGGAAACUUUUACCCGCUCACUCACGCAAGAAUUAGACAAAUGGCCCAAUGUAAAUCUAGAAUUACAAAGACAAGUGCAAAGCGUUAGCAAAGAUCCUCUCAGUAAUCGUAUUACCGUAAAGACCACCGAAGGUCCUCCAGUUGGUGAUUUUGAUCAUUUGCGGAUAACGACGAAUCCUUCCACAUGGAAGGAAACAGGGUUGUUCAACGAUCAAUUGUCACAAAAACUCUUACAACGUCCCCAAUCGAAUACAGUACUCCUAGUCAAUUACUACUGGCCUCAUGAGGAUCUUUUACUUAAAAAUCAACAAGGGUUUGGGUAUUUAGUCCCCCAAAACCGUAAAAACCCAGAACAACUUCUGGGAAUCAUUUUCGAUUCCGUUAUUGAAAAGAAUUACAAUGCAUACUACCCUGGCUUUACCAAAGAUAUGUUUACAGGACUUUCGAAAAGGCAAGAAUACACCAAAUUAACGGUAAUGUUAGGAGGUCACUACCUAAAGGAACGUCAUACUGUACCUACUGCAGAGGAAACAAUCCUUGCUGCAAAACAAGCCCUACAUAACCAUUUGGGGAUUUCUCAACAGCCUUUAGAUAAUGGUACUUGGAAAUUCGUAGUGGCCCAAGAUUGUCUACCGCAUUUUUUCGUCGGUUAUUCGCAAUGGAAACAUCAGGUGGAACAAGAAGUGCUAAACAAAUUUGCAGGUCAUAUCUCAUUAGGUGGUAUGGGAUUUGCCAGGGGUCCUGGGGUACCCGAUGUAGUUACGGAUUCUUUCAUGGAUGUCUACAAGAUGGUACAGGAUUCGAAGGCAUGA